CGAGUCUGGGUUUUGGUUGCACAGAAAUAUUUUCCCAGCUGCACGCGGUCAGCUAAUACUAAGCGUGAGCGCUCCCGACUUGUACCUCUCACCCCAUCCUCCAUCUGUGUCAAUUUUGUACAUAGUAUUUACAUUCUAUCGCACCGAGCUCCAAGUUCCAACGUACAGUCAAACUUAUAUCAUUUUCGUCGCUAAAAGCAACAAUAUGAUGUAAAGGCCCCGUAGGGCCGACGUAACCACCCUGAAGGACUCAUCGAUACCGAUGUAGCGCCACCUUCUCACUCUUGUUUUACUUGUCCCACUGCGGGUGUACUGACAGGUUCUCAUGUCCUUCAAUUACCAGGGCGCUCCGAUUUACAAUCCAAGUUCUCCGGACGUACUAGGACCGUCUACCUGGUCCAAGUUUGGAAAUGCGUUGUUGGCUACAGCGCUCUUCAGAUGCUGGAACAUCCUAGUCUUCUUUGGUGCUUGGUCAACUGCUAUCUGUGUGAUCAACCAUAGCGGCCAUAACCUAGCAUUACAGCCAACCCUUAUCACCGUAUUUGGUACUGUCCUUGGUUUCGUCGUUUCCUACAGGACCACUUCUAGUUUUGAACGUUACAAUGAGGGACGAAGGCUUUGGUCACAGAUUGUGCUUGGAAGCCGUACCUUCGCUCGCACCGUGUGGCUACACAUACCAGACAAUGCGUAUCCGAGUACUCAGGCACUCACAGACCAGCAAAAGGAGGAAUACAAGGCGAAGACUUUGAUUGAGAAGAAAACCGUCGUAAACUUGCUCGAAGCAUUUGCCGUUGCUGUUAAGCAUUAUUUGCGUGGUGAAGACGGUAUCUACUACGAGGAUCUGUAUCACCUCGUUAAAUUCCUUCCUACGUAUCCGCUUCCGCCGACAAUCCCUUCCGCCGUCGAUCUUAAUCGGACAAGUAUCACGAAUGAUGAUGUUCCUGCAUCACCACGUUCAGAGAACUUCUAUGAAUCAGAACUCACGAGGAGAGCACCGGCUCCGGGUCAACUUCCGCUCCCGACUACUGCACCUACACCUUCCCUUCGGGUCGCGACUUUUACGACGGAAAAGACGCUUCACACCGACGAGCGUCCACAAAGGGGCGUAAAGUUAGCCCCUGCUAUGAAUCCGCCCAAGUACUCGCUGCUCGAUCUAUUCCCGUUCUCGCUACUGGUUCGGUUGUUGACAAAGGAUGGGCUGCACAAGGACGGGCAUGCUGUUCAAGGAAGGAGGGCCGCGAGACGGAGAGCUGCGAUGCGCAGUCAAAAUUUGUACAACACUCCCCUGGAAAUCUCAUUGUAUCUGGGUUCUUACGUCUCUGCCCUGCAAUCUCGCAAGGUUGUUGAUGCACCAACUACCACUGUUCUACUCGCUACAAUCACCCAGCUUGUAGAUGCUCUAACCGGUCUAGAACGGAUUCUCAGUACCCCAAUACCAUUUUCAUACUCUAUUCAUUUGUGGCUGGUAACAGUUGUAUAUUGUUUGGCUUUGCCAUUCCAGGUCUGGUCAACGUUGAAAUGGGUCACGAUCCCUGCCACUGUUAUUGCGAGUUUUAUCUUCUUUGGCUUCCUCGUUGCCGGAGAGGAGAUCGAAAAUCCCUUUGGAUAUGACAAAAAUGAUCUGAACAUGGAUCACUUCGUGCACAACAUAAUACGCAAGGAGCUUCGCGCUAUCAUGACGGUGCCUACACCUGACCCUGGUGUGUGGGCGUUCUCCGAGGAGAACGACCUCCUUUUCGCGAGCUUGAACACAGAGGAACGCGUUUCACCCUCGGAGUGGGUGCAACGGGGUAUACCAAAGAUGCGAGAUGCGCUUAGACUGCAGUGAUCCGGAUAUCUCGGAGCCUGUGAAACGGG
This is a messenger RNA of Suillus bovinus, 1857 nucleotides long. RefSeq names its product Bestrophin, RFP-TM, chloride channel-domain-containing protein. The coding region runs from base 326 to 1828 and encodes 500 amino acids. The transcript is spliced from 13 exons. The record is from RefSeq and is a predicted model, not a curated record. Lineage: Eukaryota; Fungi; Basidiomycota; Agaricomycetes; Boletales; Suillaceae. Gene Ontology annotation, molecular function: chloride channel activity.